GCUUACGAGCCGUCUCGAUAACUUAUACACCAUUAAAAUGGAUUUUUAUUAGAAUACAAUCUGACAGCUACAGGCUCAACAGGGACACAAAAAUGAAUGUUCUCAUGUUAAUGUUAUUAUUGUGGUACAAUUACAGUAUUAUUUACAGUCACAUUACUGUCAAGGGUCUCGGGAAUAAACGUAGUCUCAUUCACGGUAGAAAACAGAAAAACAUCUCCAAAUGUGUUUUAAAUGAGACGCUAACUAAUGACUACGAGAUUCUGUCCUCGGCGGUGUCUGAAUCUAAAUACAUUUUCACAGCGCGCGUCCUGAGCGUCAGGAAGAUUAAACGGGGUAGCAAGCCCCAUGUGAGAGUAAACAUAUCCUACAAAUUGUAUAUCAGAUUGAUAAUGAAAGGAGAUGUUCACGACCUGAAAAGUCACGUUUUUGUUGGAGACGAACGAACUUUGAAUGGUGCGAUUGUGUUCGUUGACUGGCUUCGGACGAAUAAGUGCGCGUAUAAGUUGUAUAGGCAUUCUUCAGGAAUAUUUUUGAGCGAUGGAUUUUACGAGAGCUACGGUCGUCGGACCCCGCGACUGCGGCUCUUAUACGAGCCUCUUCCACUGUCUUUAUAUGAUUUGGACAGAGUAAAUGCCGCAUUGAAAGAUUUACAUUACCAACCACGACCUCCGGCCCCCGAAGAGGCCUGUGAGAAAACGUUUUGUCGUUGGGGAGCAGAAUGUGUGUCGUUAGGCGAUGGCCGUGCACACUGCGCUUGCCCUACAAGCUGCCCAUCAGCAGCAACGCCGGUUUGUUCGACCGCGGGCCGGACAUACAGAAACCAUUGUUUCCUAAGAAAGGAGGCUUGUGAACGAAGAUUAAACUUACGGGUCAAGCAUGAGGGUGAAUGUGAAACUGGGGAACCCUGUAGUACAAUGACAUGUCCACCUGGUACCCGUUGCGUAGCGACCUUUGGCCAGGCAGAAUGUCGGUGUCCUCGGAAUUGCCAAAAGCGGAAGGUGGUAUGCGGAUCUGACGGUAGAGAAUAUCCCUCAGAGUGCCACGUCCAUAAGCACGCUUGCGACAACCAGCUCAAUAUCACAGUGAAAUAUCAUGGAAAAUGCGAUCCUUGUUCGGAGCAUGAAUGCACUGGCGGCAGUGUGUGUCAACUGAAUGAAGUGCGCGCCCCAGUUUGUCGUUGUGGCCCUGCGUGUGAUCUGAUCGUUCAACCUGGUUCAGCUGUAUGUGGAUCCGAUUACAAAGACUAUAUAAGCGAGUGCAGUCUACAUCAAGAGUCCUGUCGAACGAGGCAAGAAUUGUCCAUAGCUUACAGAGGAGAGUGUGCAUCAGCGCAACAUCCGUGCGAAUCUGUCAAGUGCAGUAUGCGGGAGUUAUGCACUUUAGAUGCACGUGGAGUCGCUGUAUGUGGCUGCGGUCCAGAAUGUGAAAAGGUGAUGAGGCCAGUCUGUGGGAGUGACAGUCGUACCUAUGACAAUCCUUGCCAGCUGCACCGAGCUGCGUGUUUAGAGAACCGGGAGAUUCGAGUUGCUUAUAUGGGUGCUUGUGGAGAAGAAAACCCAUGUGCCAAAGCAAGUUGCCCCUGGGGCGGAGCUUGCAUAGCACACGGUGGCACUGCGCGUUGUUCUUGUCCUGUUUGUGACUCCAGUCUAGCGCCCGUGUGUGCAUCAGACUUCAAUACAUAUGGAAGCGAGUGCAAAAUGCGUAUGCACGCCUGUCAAGAGGGUAUCGGCGAACAUCAACUCAAAGUCCUGUAUAAUGGUACUUGCUUAACAUGUGGAGAUAUCGUAUGCCUUGGCGGCGGUGAUUGUGAGGUGGACGCCCUAACUGGCCGCCCUGUUUGUCGCUGUAUCCACAAUUGCACUGAUACUCAGGAUGUAGUCUGUGGAAAUGAUGGGCAAACAUACAAAUCUCAGUGUGAAUUAGACUCAACUGCAUGUCGAGAGCAGAGUGACCUCCGGCUGGCUUAUAAUGGCGACUGUGCUUUAUGUGAGGGAGUGCAGUGCUCUUUUGGGGCUCACUGUAUAGCUGGAGAAUGCUUAUGUCCCACCAAUUGUAUGGGAGCUCCUCACGAACCAGUAUGUAGCAGUUCUAUGCAAACAUAUCCCAAUGAAUGCGAACUUCAAAAGGCAGCAUGUGGAGUACCACCACCGACAAAACUACACGUUAUUUUCUAUGGGGACUGCAAAGAUAGACUUGCUGUUGUACCACCUAUAGCUAUGACAACGACCGCGAUGACUACAACCGAGGCUGAGCAAGAGUUUACGGAUUCUUUGGGUGCAACGGAUUGGGAGUCGACAAGUGCCUCUGCUUGCCGCGAUAUCCGUUGCGAUUUUGACGCCAGCUGUGAAAUCGGUGUAGACGGCUAUCCCCGUUGCUCUUGCCUCUUCGAAUGUCCAAUGGAAGAUGAAUAUUUUCCGGUCUGUGCAUCCGACUUUCGACUUUAUCCAAGUUUGUGCGCGAUGCGGAAAGAGGGAUGCCAGAAGCAAUUAGAGCUUAGAUUACGACCGCUGGAUUUAUGUAAAGGCAUGGAAGUCAGGCCUUGUGGGAAUAGCAAAGCAAUGAUCGAUUUAUCUACGGGUCUGGAAAUAGACUGCGGGAACGGGCCCCAUCGACAGGAUUGUCCUCUUGGGAGCUACUGCCACAUCACACUCACAGCGGCCAGGUGUUGUCCGAAAAAUGACAUGAAGCAAGAGGAAGAUAAGAAGGUGCUGCAUUGUUCAGACAGUGUGUUUGGUUGUUGCGGGGAUGGUGUGACGUCAGCCUCGGGCCCUAAUGAGGAGGGUUGCCCGAUUACAAGUUCAAGUUGUGGCUGCAAUCGCCUGGGGUCGGUAUCUGAUCAUUGUGAUGAUAGCGGUCAGUGCGGGUGUCGGCCUGGCGUUGGCGGACUCAAGUGCGACAGAUGCGAGCCUGGCUACUGGGGUCUGCCACGUAUAGGCUCAGGACACACUGGAUGUAUUCCGUGCGGGUGUUCAGCAUUUGGCUCUGUGAGAGAAGAUUGCGAACAAAUGACUGGUCGUUGUGUCUGCCGGCCCGGAGUUCAAGGACAGAAGUGUACUGUCUGUGCCGAUCAUAGGAGACGACUAGGGCCUAAUGGUUGUUCCGAUCCUGAAAACUUGGCAAUCGCAGAAUCGUGCAGGGAGCUUUCUUGCUACUUUGGCGCUGUCUGCACAGAGCGGACUGGUGGAGCCCUAUGUGAGUGUGCCGCUGCACCGUGCCCCGACAGCGAUCUCAAUAUGCUGGUUUGUGGAAGCGAUGGAAAGACGUAUGAAUCGGAAUGCCAUCUCAAACUACAGGCUUGUAGAACUCAAGAGGAUAUUGUUAUACAGGCAUUUGGGCCUUGUAAAUUAUCAGAAAUACCGGCCACUGCGGGGCCUCCGAGACCUUCCUCGCCCAUUCAAUUCACCCAACAGGACGAUGGUGCAGCCUCUAAAUCUACACGACACUUACUAAAUCCCGACAAAUACUACAAUAAGUAUGAAUGGACGCUAAAAGAAACGCCAAGUGAUUUCGAAAGCUUUCUUUCUGGGCAAAAAACAAAAGGUUCACAAACAGCAACAACAGCAACCGUUGGGGCUGUCGGAGCAUUGCUUGGCGAUCUUUGUACUGAGGAUUCUGAUUGUAACGCAUUGCCGGGUGCCCAGUGCGCGAGAGGCGGGUGCGUUUGCCGCCCUGGAUAUAUACCAACUCCACAUAGGAAAGCAUGUGUUGAGCAAUUGUCUCCAGAAACAACGGAGGAAUAUAGUGCCUGUUUGUCCGAGCCGUGUUACAAUCUUGGCACAUGUAUUGACUUGCCCGGAACAACAUACACUUGUGUGUGUUCUGACCAUUACACAGGAAUCAAUUGCGAAACACUGCUUAAAGAUGAUUCCCUAUUCGCCUAUAUAGAGACCCCAUCCUUCGACGGUUCGUCUUAUAUAAGACUAAAACCAUUGAAGGCUUACCAUAAGCUGAAUAUUGAUAUCGAGUUCAAGGCAUUUUCUGAAAAUGGAGUAAUAUUGUACAAUCAGCAAAAAUACGACGGUACGGGCGAUUUUGUUUCGCUCGCUCUUGUGAACGGAUAUUUAGAGUUCAGGUAUAACCUUGGCAACGGGGCUAUAAUUCUUACAUCGCUAGAAAAAAUAACCUUAAAUGAGUAUCAUAAAGUGUCGGCCAAAAGAUAUCAUCGAGAUGGGAUUCUAUCAGUUGAUAAUAUGGAAGAUGUAGCGGGACAGUCGAGAGGCAACUUAAAAGCUUUAGACCUCGCUGAUGACGCUUAUAUUGGCAGCGUGCCUACUAAUUAUUCGAGAGUUUACGAUAAUAUCGGGACACGAAGCGGCUUUAUUGGCUGUGUGAAAUACUUGAGAAUAAUACGUCAUCAAGUUACUAAGAAAUUGGGUCGUCCUGACUCAUUAGUAGUCGCUUUAGAAAACGUCCACGAGUGUCAAUCUAAUCCAUGUAUGAGUAUGCCGUGUAAAAAUGGGGCUACGUGCCGAGCUAUCGAGGGCUCGCUAACUGACUACGCAUGUAGCUGCUCUAUCGGAUUUCAAGGGUCCAAUUGCGAGGAGAGAUUAGACCCUUGCGAAUCAAAUCCUUGUGGAUAUGAUGAGAGUCUAUUGUGCGACGUUGGACCAGAUGGAGGACACGUCUGUCGUUGUUUAUUUGGAGAAAUCGGAUCUAGUGGAAAUACUUGUAACAAUGAUGUAAAUGUAAUUCAAGAGACGUGGUCUCCUCAAUUCAAUGGCACGAGCUACAUCGAGUUAAUGCCCCUCGAAGGUCUUGGAAAAGCGUUUCGAAUCGAAAUUUGGUUUUUAACGAACCGAUUCUCCGGAAUGCUGCUGUACACCGGCCAAUCUAAUAAAGCGAAGGGAGAUUUUAUAGCUAUUAACUUAGUUAAUGGAUACCUUCAGUUUAGAUACAAUUUAGGGAGUGGGAUUGCUAAUAUCACGUCACCAGUAUCAGUCAGCAAAGGGCGUUGGCACCGCGUGCGUGUGGGGCGCGCAGGCCGACACGGAAGCCUACAACUCGACCACCACCCAGUUCAGAGGGGGCGCUCACCCCCACCUCUAACGCAUUUGGAGCUGACGCUGCCCCUUUUUAUUGGAUCUCUACCUUCUUACAACCGUCCCCACAAAAUGUCAGGGGUGACCAGCAGUUUUAUAGGAGCCGUGCAACAGGUCUUUGUGAAUGGCGAACCAUUAUCCCUGUACAGUUCCGAAACAGCAAAGUGUGUUGUAGUCCCCGAGGAGGAAAGGCUUCCUUGUGCCACGAGUGGGGUCACAAAGUACACCGGUCCGCCAUGUGGAAAUGGUCUAACACCGUGUAAAAAUAAUGGCUCAUGUAUACCACUAUUGAACGAGUAUAAAUGUGUGUGUCGCGAAGGCUAUGAAGGCAGGAACUGUGAGGUGCAAUUAAAAGUGGAGAUGUUGAACGACGGAGCACCUGUUAGGUUCGACGGAAAUAAUUACUUCUCGUAUAGGAGCCGGGGCGGACGCAGGAAUCGUGGCCCUCGCGGUAUUAGAUACGAAAUAAAGUUCCGUACCUUCAAUGAAUCUGGUCUGUUGAUGUGGCGACGUAGAAUCGGUGUACGACCACGUGACUUCAUCGGACUGGGUUUCAGUGGUGGAAAAUUGCAAUUGAUCUUCACCGAUACGGAUACUCAGGAUAAUAUAGGACACGACGAUUGGUUCCAAAGUGUAGAGUCCAGGGAUCGAGUUGAUGAUGGAUUAUGGCACACUGCUAUACUGAGAAGACGUAAACGAUUGGCUAUGCUUCAAGUGGACGAUCUACCACCAGUUAGAGGGUACUCUCAGUCUUUACUGGUACCCUCGAAGGCUAAUCCUAAAUUGUGGAUCGGUGGAUCUCCAUCGCUAUCACUAGGAUUGCCGACGUCUCUGUACACGGGACUGCAGGGUUGCAUUGCCAGCGUCAAAGCGAACGGACGACAUUUAGACAUCACGAACCCCAUACGACCUAUGAGUACGAUACGAUAUUGUGUAUAACUUUGCAUAUGCUGCAGCCAGUGAUAUUAAAAGUAUUAUCAAACAGUUGAAUACUACUAGUACCUGUACCUUGUAAUACAUAUCUGUUACAACGCCUGCUAUGUGCUGAAAAUUGUUUCGUAUGGAAGGAUAAUAAUUGUAAUGAAAAUUGAAUUGUGAAUGCAUAUCGGUAAAGAGCAACGACACUGGUGUUGUUACAAUUUUUAAGCAUUCCAGUCAUAUGUAUCCUUUCCGUUCUUAUAUCAUCUGCAAUUUUUCCAGCAUUAGUAAAAUACGAGUAUUCUGAUGUGAACUUAGUAAUACAUUUAGCGUGUCAAUUAUGUAUUAUUCUUUAAGAGUGUUAUUUCGUUAAUGUAUAACAAUAAUUAACUAAUAAGCAAUAUAUGUUUUCAUUGCCAUAACCUUAACUGAAAUAAAAAUAAUUAUUAAGUAGUUUAAGUAAACAUCAACUACAUUUAUUUUAUUUGACUUUCAAAUAUUUUUACAAACGACAAACUAUAUUCUAUAUUCUGAUACCUAUUAUUGAAAUGUAAGUAAUUUCCAGGUGGAUGGAAUGGAAAUAAUAAUUCAAUAAAUAAAUAUUUGUCGUAUUAUCUAAACACCUCGAAGCCAUCUCGUUAUUAAGUUACGAUGACUAACUAAAUAUAUAUAAACUAUUUAUUCAAAAUAAUAUCUUAUUAUUAGAAUAAAAUUGUUCAAUGGGCUUUAAUUAUAACAUUCCGUAAUAAUAACGCUUAAAUAUGUAAAAAAAAUACUGAGUUUCCGAUAUAAAAUAUCCCUCAGUAGUUUAAAAUACAUUAUUAAUCUAAGACUUUCAUUCAAAAUACCUAAUUACUAGUACUAUUAUAUUAUGUACCUAAUAUAAAGUGCCAUAGUUGUACAGUAGCUGUUCCCUUAGUAAAUUGAUAACUAAUUACUCAGAUUUAAUUAUUUCUUACGCUUUGUUUUUCAAUGAAUAUGAAAUAUGACAAUAACAUUUCUAGUAAUUCAUAACUCAUCUCAAAUUAAUGUUUUCAAAAUUAAUUGCGUCUAUACAUCUUAUUUUCUCUGCCAGGUAUGAAUUGUUUUUGAAAUACAAAGAGUUUUGUUUCCAUAAGUUCUUGUAGAUAUCGUGUAAAUAGUAAUAUAGAUUAGAAUUUUUUACAAGCCGCUUUAAUGUUAAAUGUCAAUGAAUUAUACGAACUGUUUCAUGCACAUCUAUACAGAGAUUAUCAUUCGUAGAGCAUAGUAAAAAUUGGUAUUGGAAAAUGUAGAUAAUAGAAUUAUAAAUACUAUGCAAUUUACGAGUUUAUAAUUUUUAGACGCUUUUAAGAAUAAGCUUAAGUUUUUAUCUGUUUAGCGUAAUAAACUAUGACAAUAUUCGAAUGAUCUACUCGACUAGAUUUUACAUGCGUUAGUGUUCGUGGUCAAACAUAUCUGUUGAAUUUUAGACUAUUUUCACCGCUCACGUUGUUCGGAUCGAAUAUUAUUCCAUUUGUGGAUGUUUGCUUACACAUACGUUUAAAGCAUAUAAACAGAUUUGUUGGAAUAUUUUCGUAUAUUGCUCUAGUACUGUAACGUCGGUUUACUUCCAGUCUAAUUUAUUACGUGUUUUGAUGUACCUACAAUCCUA
Molecule: messenger RNA, 7590 nt
Organism: Pieris brassicae (large cabbage white)
Lineage: Eukaryota; Metazoa; Arthropoda; Insecta; Lepidoptera; Pieridae
Product: agrin-like
Exons: 26
Coding region: 93-5978 (1961 amino acids)
Biological process (GO): cell differentiation; multicellular organism development
Molecular function (GO): calcium ion binding; protein binding
Source: RefSeq, a predicted model, not a curated record